Molecule: messenger RNA, 1470 nt
Organism: Anisakis simplex (herring worm)
Lineage: Eukaryota; Metazoa; Nematoda; Chromadorea; Rhabditida; Anisakidae
Source: the annotation of a GenBank genome assembly
AUGCCGUGCUUCACAAUCAAUACGAACGUAGCAGCCGAUAAGGUACCAGCAGAUUUCUUGAAGAAGACUUCUGCUCUUAUCGCUAAAGCGUUGAGCAAGCCAGAGAGUUAUGUGGCCACCCGCAUCAACCCUGGUCAACAGAUGACGUUCGGUGGAAGCACAGAUCCGUGUGCGAUUUGCACAUUGGAAUCGAUUGGCGCUGUUGGUGGUGCUCGUAAUAAUGCACAUGCUGAGAAACUCUACAAACACAUCAAAGAAGCUUUGGGUAUCCCCGGAAAUAGGUACUUCUUUCUUCAAUGUACAUCAGCUUCGUGGACAUUGACCCGACAACGAUGGCAUUCAAUGGAUCAACUUUUGCCUAGAAAGCUGCGGUGCAAAUACAAGAUGAUGGAAUACGAGCAGAAUCAGUCGUCGAAUGAAAGACGCACGCAGUCGGGUGGUGGAAAAAUCUCAAAAGUUCGUUGGAUUAAUCCAGAAGCACGGCAGAAAAUCUUCGUCAGUGGCACAUACGAAUCUGCAGAUAACAAGCUAACACUUUGGUCGAUUCCACAAGUCUCAGCAGGUGGCGAUUCAUUCAACCGGGAUUUUCAAUUGAGUGUUGAAGACGAUGUGAAUGAUAUUGUAAAUUGUGGCUCGAGCAGUAUUGGUGUGGCGUUGAAUAAUGGUGAUGUGUUGGUGAUCGAUGCGGACAGUGACGAGUUGAACGUGCAACAAACGUUCCGCAGUGUUCAUCGACGUUGUGCUGCAAAUGCUGUGGCAGCUUUCGAGCAACGUUUGGUGUCCGGAGGUGCCGAUGGCUCGAUUGUUUUGUUUGAUCUCAGCCAGAAUGGUACAGCAUCUCAACCGUUUGUUAUUGCUUCGCAAAUGUCCAGUGUUCGUUCACUCGUAAUGCUCACCUCAAAUCUUCUGGUAUCAACGCAUCUAUGUGGUCGAAUCUAUUUAUGGGAUCUGCGAGACUGCUCUCAGUCGUCAUCUUUAUCAUCAUCCGACACAGCGCAGUCGAUCAUGAAGCCAUCACUUGUCUUUCAUCCAACAGACACGAAAUCGGCAAUAAUGACUGUUGCGGCACACCCGGCUGAUAGUCAAUUGAUCAGUUUUGGCACUGAAGAUGGUAUCAUUGGUUUCAUGGAUACGAGAGUGACGACAGAAUGCAUGGCACCGAUUUCAUUACCGUUUUCAGUUGGAUGUAUUAAUGAGAUAAGAUUCCAUCCAAGUUAUCCAGACAACAUUUAUUGUGUUUCAAGUGAAGGUGUUUUAAUACAUCUGGAUGCCACGCAACAACGAGUUCUUCAACGUCAAGGAGGCGGCAGUACCUCAAUCUCAAGAAUCACACCGUUUUCGAAUGCGAACGUUGCGAUUCUGAUGGAUGAACCAUUGCCAUUGAACAGUAUUGAUGUUUGCUCAGAUGGUGUUAUCACUGGAAGCGAUUCACAUAUGAUCACAUUCAUUGACAGACAAUUCUUUGUUUGA